AUGGCUGACGCUGGACGCGAGGGUUUCACCGACAAGGCUCAGAAGAAUCUGGUGCCUGAUAGUGAGAAGUCCUACACCGACAAGAUCUCCGAACAAGCAAAGGGAACAUAUGAUCAGGCUGCGAGCGCUGUUCAGCCUGAGGGUGACAAGUCACUCGGACAGAAAGCUCAGGACAGCGUGAGCGGUAGCAACUUGAAACCUGGCGAGAAGGGUUAUGUUGAGACGGCACAAGACUAUGCCAAUACUGCUAUCAAGACCGUCCAGGAUACUGCCACAGGUACGCUUGAUGUCUAUCGAGAUGGCUCAUUUCUACUUCUACAAAAGCUGAUCCCUUCGCAGAUCUUUAUAACAAAGCUGCUGAUGCCACCAAAGACCUGUAAACUUCACACUUUAAACCCCAUUCACACCGUCUACCACUUGAAACCAAUCAACCUCACAUACCCAUCCCAUUUCAAAGCGAUGGCUAAAGACAAAGACCGCGCCCUCAACCCAGCAGCAGCCCAACGCAAGCUCGAAAAACAAAAAGCUGUCAAAAAAGGCAAAGCCCAAAUCCAAGCUCAACGCACCUCCCGCCUCGCAACUCGCAACCCUUCCCGCCUCGAAUCCCAAAUCUCCGACCUUCACGCCCUCCGCGCUUCUCAAGCCGGCAGCCUCAAUGCGAGAGAUACAAGGCAACUAGACGAGCUUGAGAAGGAUGUCGCGAGGAUUAAGAAGGCGAGGGAGACUGUGGGGGAGAAGGCGCCGGCGUUUGGAGGGCUGAGAGGAAGAGGUGGAAGGGAGGAAGGCAGGGGUGACAGAGGGGGGAGGGAAGAAGGUAGGGGAGACAGAGGUGGUAGAGGGGGGCCUAGAGAUGGAAGAGAGGCUUAUGAUGGGCUCGGCAAGCGAAGGAGGGACUCAGAUGGUGGGGGCGGGCAAGAUAGCGAGGAGACGGACGAGGAGGUCAGGAGGAUCCCCUGGCCUAGAGAUACGCCGCCACCUCUACCGCGCCAGCGACCGCCCCCACGGCCGUCGAAGGGUCUUGAUAGCGAGACCGCUGCUGAGAUGGAGGCGCCAGAUACGAGUCUACCGGCUAGACCACCCAGUGCGAUGCCAGUCAGGACGACGUAUGAGAGUAAAGCCCAGGUCAGGGAUUUGAGAGCGGAGGCUACGAGGGCUUUCGUACCUGCUGUGGUUAGGAGGAAGAUUGAGAGUGUGAGGGCGCCGGGGCGGUUGUUGGAGGAGGAGGAGUUUGUUGGGUUGGAAGGGAAGGGGUAUUUUGGGGGUAGGAAAGGGGGUGAGAUGGGGGAAGAGGGGGAGAAGGGGGAGAAGGGUGGUGGAGAGCGAGAGAUGAGUGCGGAGGAAGCGAGGAGGUUGAAGGAUGAGGAAGAAGCUUUUGAGCGGGAGAUGGAGAUGGAGGAGGCUGGAGGGGUUGUGAAUGAGGGAGAAGGCGGAAAGGAUGCAGGUGAAGAAGAGGGAGAUGGAGGAGGUGAAGAGGAGAGUGUGAGAGUCGGUGGAAAGGAGACACCUCCUAAGCGGGAGAAGGCAGGCUUGCUUGGCUUGAGUGCCUAUGUUGAAGAAGCGAGUGAUGAGGACAUGUAG
Molecule: messenger RNA, 1578 nt
Organism: Bacidia gigantensis
Lineage: Eukaryota; Fungi; Ascomycota; Lecanoromycetes; Lecanorales; Ramalinaceae
Exons: 5
Coding region: 1-1578 (525 amino acids)
Biological process (GO): RNA processing
Source: RefSeq, a predicted model, not a curated record